AUGUCACUCGAGCAGGCCGCCCGGGACCUCACCGAGGCCGUCAGCGGCAUCGACUACGAUGGCGCCGCCGUGCACCGCUGCCGCGUCGCCCUGCACGCCGGCAUGGCGGCUGCCUCUGUUGACGAGCUCACCGCCGCGUUGCAGAUUCUAGUAGACCGCAUCGCCAGCGCGCGCGUCGACGACGCGGACGGCGUCGCGUUUGCCGCCCUCACAGCUGGCGCCCUCGUCGAAACAGGUGCCCCCGCGGGGCCCCUCGCCGCUGUGCUCCUCGUACAAGUGCCCCUUUUCCUCGCCGCCGCGCGGCGCUUCGCCGAUACCUGCCUCGCGGACCUGCCCUCGGAAGACGACGACGAGGAGCAGCAGCAGCAGCAGCACCCUCCACCGCCCGAGGACCAGGUGCUCGCCGAGGUCGACGGCCGCCGCAUCACACACUACGUCUUCCGAAGCCACGUGCCUUCGGAUCGCGGCGGCGCCUCCGCCCUCGCCCUGCUGCAGCCAUGGACGCUUCCCGCCGUGGCUGCGUUAUCGCGCGACCGCGCCGCCCUGCGUGACGCCGCCGCCCCCGGCAGCCCCCUUCGCGACGCCGCCCUCGCCCUCGCGCAAUCGCACGCACAGUGGCUCGCUAUUCUACUGAGCGCUCAGCUCGAUGCGCCCUGGCUGGUGCUAUGCCCGCGCGAGAGGCGCGGCUUUCGCAUGCUCGUCGACGGCGUCGUCAGCAACUACGACUUGCACGCGCUCAUUGGUGACGUUCUCGUCGACAAUGGCCUGUCCGCGCCGCGCAACCCGCCCACCCUCAUCGCCUACAUCAAGGGCGAGGCCCCGGCACGCGGCGACGUCGAGUCCGUAAGCGGCCAGUUUCAGUUUUACGAGUGGCCGGCCGCGGCGUACGACUGGGAGGAUGCAGACGCCGCACACUCUGCGGGCCACCACGUCUGGGGCGAGGGUAUCCCAAACGGCGUGCCGCGAUUCAAGGAUGUCCCCACGCUGAUUGUCGGCCCGCAGACGGUUCAGCGCUCGUGGAACAACCCCAGGACGUUUGGAGGGCUGCGGUGCAAUGUGAGUGUUACGGAGGAGCUCACCGAGAACGAGGUUACUUCUCUGCUGGCAGAGAUGAAGGCGGCAGCUGCGCAAUCAGAUCGAAGGGAGAUAGCGAAGGAGGGAGUUGAUACAGAACCGUGA
This is a messenger RNA of Beauveria bassiana ARSEF 2860, 1179 nucleotides long. RefSeq lists its product as uncharacterized. The transcript has a single exon. The record is from RefSeq and is a predicted model, not a curated record. Lineage: Eukaryota; Fungi; Ascomycota; Sordariomycetes; Hypocreales; Cordycipitaceae. Bases 1 to 1179 code for a protein of 392 amino acids.